This is a messenger RNA of Aspergillus steynii IBT 23096, 2288 nucleotides long. RefSeq names its product Zn(II)2Cys6 transcription factor. Gene Ontology annotation, biological process: positive regulation of transcription by RNA polymerase II. Lineage: Eukaryota; Fungi; Ascomycota; Eurotiomycetes; Eurotiales; Aspergillaceae. Gene Ontology annotation, cellular component: nucleus. Gene Ontology annotation, molecular function: zinc ion binding; transcription cis-regulatory region binding; DNA-binding transcription factor activity, RNA polymerase II-specific. The record is from RefSeq and is a predicted model, not a curated record. Bases 177 to 2249 code for a protein of 690 amino acids. The transcript is spliced from 4 exons.
UCCUCACCUGCCUAUCGCCACGUAUACCCCUCCAGCCAGACAGCGGAGUCUCGAACAGAUAGGACAUCCUCGGUCGUCAAGAUGCGCAAGCAUCAUAGCUUAAAGGGCUGAUAGCGAGGCACACACAAGAACCGGGACUGGAUCACAUUGAGGUCACAAGGCCCAUCGUCACAACCAUGGCCUCUGCCAUGGACAACCAUGUCUUCCCCGCCCUGGACCUAGACAUCGCCAUGGACCUGCCCGGCGCAGGCGAAAUCCUCGGCAUCGAGAUGUCCAACGACAGCGUCUCACUGUCCGACAACCCCGCGGGGGAGGCCGCUCGCGAAGACGAGGACACUCCGACGCCGAAUAGCGCGGUGAGCGCAUCCCGCACCCCCGGCAGCGACACCACGCGGCGCCGCGAAGCCGUCAUCCGGAAGUCCCGCCGCGUGCGCACCGGCUGCUUGACCUGUCGCGAGCGGCACUUGAAAUGCGACGAGGCGCUGCAUCGGUGCCAGAACUGUCGCAAGUCCGGCCGCGUGUGUCGCCGCGGCGUGAGGCUGAAUUUCAUCGAUACGCAGGUCGUCAAGCCGCCGAAUGACUUGACCCCGGAACCUGGGCAUCGGGUCUCGUUUCGGGAUGAGUCCAGGCAUAUUGCGUCCGAGUAUGUGGGUGGGUUUGAGAGGUAUCCGCCACCGACGGUGGAGGUGUCCGUGGAUAGGGACAGUCUGGUCAGUCCCCCGCUGUCGGGGCGGUAUAAUACGACGGGGGCGGGGAGGUCGGGUCUGGGGAUGGGUCAGUCUGAGGGGGUCGCGUACUCGCCGAACGGGCGUUCGGUGUCAACGCCUCAGCUGGUGCCGGAUAGGAGUGCAUCUUUUGCGCCGUUUAGAUCGGCGAAGCAGGGGCGAGGGGCCAGUAAUGCGUGUUUGAGCAAUCCGGAAGAAGUGUUUUUGGUGCAGACGUUUGUCGAGCAGGUGGGCCCGUGGAUGGAUUCGAUGGACGAAACGAAGCAUUUUACGAACAUUCUGCCGUUCCAUGCGCUGGAGGAACCGAUGCUCCUCAAGGCGUUCAUGGCCUGCGGUGCUCGCCACCUCUUCCAUGUGAAUCCUUCAUACGGCGAGGGCAAGGCGUCCUAUUUCCAUGACCUGGCAUCGCAAGAUCUUCUCAGCAUGUUACAGGACCCGGAUCGCGAUUCCGUCCUCUGUGCCACGACCGCUGUUAUAUUGAAUGUCUACGAGUCGAUGUGCUCCCGGUCGACCCUCUCAGUCCACGGCAUGAACCACGUCGCCGGCGCAAGGGCUCUGGUCAAGGAAUGUCGAUGGGACGCAACCAGCCAAGGUCUCGGCGGGGCGUGCUUCUGGCUGAACAUCAGUUUGGAGCUGCUCAGCUGUCUGCACUUCAACUGGGCAUUAACUUGGGAUCCCGACACUUGGGGCGUCGAUAUGAACAUGGAGCAGACGCAGCCCAGCGUCGCCGGGAACGAGGAACUCUGGACCCACCGCAUGGUUUACAUCUGCGCGAAGGUCGCCAACUUCCGAUCCUCCUUCUCCCACGUCCAGGGCCUCGAUCACUCCACCGCGCAGAUCGACCAAUGGUAUCGAGACUGGUGCACGUACAGCGAGUGGUGCGACCAGUGGGCAAAUGCCGUGCCACGUUCCAUGACGCCGCUUGGCUACCUGCAGCCGUGGCAGACGCAUUCGAAAUCCGUGUUCCCGGAAAUAUGGCUGAUCAAACGAUCGUCCAUCAUCGCUAGACUCCUCUACCACACCGCUCGCAUCCUCCUGACCAAGAUCCACCCGCUAGAAUCAGAAUACAGUCCCGAGAUGCAGAGCGUGCAGCAGAGCCAUGCGCACGAUAUCUGCGGCAUCAUAGCGCAUACCAAAGACCGCGGAAUCUCCACCCUCUGCACCCGCUUCCUCUUCAUCGCCGCCUCCUGCCUCGCCACCCGCGACGCGCAGGACGAGAUCCUCACCACGAUCGACCGCAUCAAAGAGACCGGCUGCCCGGUCGAGCACAUCAAAGAGGAGCUGCAGGAGGCUUGGGGAUGGACUGUGCAUGCCCACGGACACAAUGUCGGGGUUGGCGUGGGCGUGGGCGUCGGAGUUGAGGUGGAUAGUCUGUUCGGUGACCACGCAUUCACCCCUGAUCCGGACCCGUCGGCCAUGCUGAAGCUGCAUUCUCCGGUCGUGGUGAAUCCGUUGCUGGCGUUCGCGGACUUUGACUUGGAGAGUCAUCCGUAUCAGGGGAUUUAUGUUAAGCCGAGGGGUUAGCCGCAAUCGAGCUAGUUUAGUGGGCUCUGUAUAUAUCCU